AUGAGCCCCAAGGAUGAUGCUCCCUCCCAUGGAGCUGUAGUCGAUAUCGGCGGCAGUAACAUGUACGAUGAUGUUGCUGAACGGCUGGAGCAGACCCUCAUGUCAUCGUACUCUUCCGGCUCCAAGCCAACCCUUCCAGACGAGCUCCUUUACGACGAUGUAGGCUUGCCCAUCUGGAACCAGAUCAUCUUCACCCCCGAGUUCUACCAGACUCAUGACGAGAUUGCGCUUUUCGAUAAGCACGGUGCAGAUGUUGCUGCACGUUGCCAAGCUGGUGUCACUAUUGUUGACCUAGGAGCCGGUGACACCCGCAAGGUUGGCCACCUUCUUGCUGCUUUCGACAAGGCCAACGUCUCCACCAAGUACCUUGCAUUGGACAUCUCCCGAUCGUCAUUGGACCACAACAUUAAGUAUCUGGUGGGACAGCAUUCGAGCAAGCAGUCUUCGGUGACCUGCGCAGGUAUUUGGGGAACCUUUGGCGAUGGCAUGAACUACGUAAAGAAGAUCCAGUCGCCUCGACUGUUCCUCUCGCUCGGAUCUGUACUAUGCAAUGAUCCUUGGCCCGAAGCAUUGGCCCACCUCAAGUUCUGGGCCGAUGCUCUUCGACCCAAUGAUCUCCUUCUUAUCGGAAUGGAUGGCCAUAUCCUCCCGGGCAACAGGGACAAGAUCUGGGAUGCUUACCAUUCUUGCGAUGACCUCUAUCGCCAGUUCUUCUUGAACGGAUUCAAGCAUGCCAACCGCCUAGCAGGCGAAGAAUGGUUCCGUGAAGAGGACUGGGAGUUCCUUGCCCAGUUGGAGGAGGAACCAACUACACGACACCGAUUCUUCUUCCGCGCCAAGCAAGACGUCAAACUUGAAAAGAUGGGUCGCGUCAUCCAGAAGGGUGAGGAAUUUGACUGGUUCGAUUCUCACAAGUAUGGAGAAGACAACGUGCGCCUCAUGUGCUAUAAGGCAGGACUGAGCGUGAUCGAUGUCUGGCAGGCACCUGACUCCGAAUUUCGUCAAUAUCUUGUACGCCGCAAGGACAGCAAGGACCAGCGAGACGAUGCUGACAGCGCCGUCUCGGGAGUCAGUUAAUCUGCCCCAUUGGUCGACCUUCAUCUCGCCCUGUCGAUUCCUCAAAAAAAUGAAAGGAAAACACAUGAUAAAACAUCAUCACCUCUAAAAAGGCGGGCAACUAUUUGCUGCGAUUUGUUGAAUACCGUUGGGGGUAUUGGAUCCCAAAAUGGACAGAAAGACGUGCGCAAUGGAUGCGUACGUCAGGUUGGGCACAAAGUUUCGUCUUCUUCUUCGAGCACCCUCUUGACGAGGUGUUCCCACCAAGGAUACCUCUGGCCGAGAGAUUCGGGAACAGGAGUUGGGUCAAGCUGGAGGUUUACAUCGUGGUCGAUCCAUCCCCAGAUCCUUUUGAGCGCUUCGUAUAAUGGGGGGACACUCUGGGAGGGUAUGUUAGCACACUAAUUCAACACUAGAGUAAUGUUUGCAGUAAAUCUGCCCAAGGGCAGAACCAGCCUGCCCUUUGCCAUAGAUUACGAAAAUGGGAGGAUUGC
Messenger RNA from Fusarium graminearum PH-1, 1550 nucleotides. RefSeq lists its product as uncharacterized. Gene Ontology annotation, molecular function: methyltransferase activity. The coding region runs from base 1 to 1077 and encodes 358 amino acids. The transcript has 3 exons. Lineage: Eukaryota; Fungi; Ascomycota; Sordariomycetes; Hypocreales; Nectriaceae. The record is from RefSeq and is a predicted model, not a curated record.